Molecule: messenger RNA, 945 nt
Organism: Symbiodinium natans
Lineage: Eukaryota; Dinophyceae; Suessiales; Symbiodiniaceae
Source: the annotation of a GenBank genome assembly
AUGAAGCCAUUGGAGGCAGCCCAUGGCGGAGCGCAGGCACCUUCAGCUGGACGUCGAUAUAUCGGAUGUGAGGAACAUAUGCAGGAUGCAGGCACCUCGGUGCCAUUUGCUGGAAGACAUGGCUGUGGAAGGCGACACCUUCCUGCCCACCAGGACAACCUGAACCACCUGAACCUCUUCAAGGAGCAGAAGGAGCAGAGCCCUCCUGAUGAGCGACUUUGGAGUCGGAAUGGUCCGUUGCCGCACCAGUCCCCUCCCAGGCAACCCUCUCCCACAUCCUGGGAAGGCUACGCAUGUGCGGAAUCUGCAGAGGUGAGGAUACCUUCACCUUCUGAGAUGAAGGACUCCCUGAAGGAAUGGCUUCGUGAAAGCCAUAAUCUCGAGGUCGGUGACGUCGCCAAAUGGAAUGAAGUGGCGGUGGAGAAAAACGGCAUGUUCUGGAUCGCCUUUGCACUGAACUCGAAGGGUAUAUCGCUCUCACGAGAGGGCCCAUCAGCCAGAGCUCUGGCGCAGAAGCUGUCGACGCUGCCGGCCACAGAGCUGCGGCAUUUUGGGCUUCGCUUUCAAGCACCUCAAAGUCAGGAGAUCCGGAGUGCAAACAUGUCUCUCCAAUCUUCAGGUGUUCAUGAGAGCCUUGGAUCAAGGGCCGGCCCUGCUGAUGGUAUCUCAUACACACUCCAGGAUGCGGAGACCUCCAACGCUGCAGGUUCACGCAGAACUCGGAGCCCGGAGGACGUUCGCAAGCGGUACAUAGCCUCCGGCAAGGACAACUUCAGCGGAUUGGGCCAGGCGCAAGUCGAAGCUCCUCAGGGAGGGCGCCGGUUCAUUGAAAUCAGGGACAACCUGACAAGCGGUGCGACGCUCAAAGAGAAUGGCGAGGACAGCCGGGCUUUCUUGCCUCGGAGGGCUGGGCAUGCGCUGAACCAGGGCAGUCCCUUGUGGUGA